GCCGCCGCCGCCACAGCGGCAACACAACUUCCCGGCGAACGCUCCGCUCAGCCGCCGCUGCGACAGAGCGCCCUCACGCAUGCUGUCUGGGGAGCGCAUGACGGCGGAGCAGCAGGGGCAGCCGCCACAGCCGCAGCCGGAGCAGUCGCCCUCGCACCAGCCGCAGCAGUCCUCGUGCGGGCUGGGCUCGCUGCUGUCUGCCGGCUGCCGCGGCCGCGCAGAGGCUUUCGCGCGCCGCCUCAGCCGCCGCCUGCAGACGCUGGGCAUGGGAGGCGGCGCGGGGGCGGCGUCCGCCGACGAGGAGCGACCCUUCUGGGCGGCGCCGCCCUCGCAGCCACAGCCGCUGGCGCCGGUACAGGUGCAGCUGGCGCGCGUGCCCUCGGACGCCGACGUCUUCUACGAUCCCGUAGACAGCCCUGUGGAAGUGGCGCCGCCUGCGGCUGUGGCAGCCCCACUGCAGACGUGUUCUUCAGACAGUGACAGCUCUGAGGUGCUGUUCUUCGACCCCGAGUCGAGCACGAGCAACUGCAGCAGCGCCGGCGAGGAUGAGGCGUACGCGGCGUACAACGGCCGCGCCGCCUCCUCCGGCUCGGAGUCCACCUCGACGUCGACUUCGGACACGGGCACGCUGUCCGGCCUCUCCAGCAGCUCCUCCAGCGCCGUGCACGUCCAGCUGCCGGGACACGCCAGCGCCAGCGACGAUAGCAGAUCGACCAGGACACCGAGUGAAGAGACCCGGUCGUCUCCUCGAUCGCAGUCGGCAAGUGACGAUAGCCGACCCCUGAGCGAGCUGUCAGCGCUCGAACCGACGCCGAGUUCGUACUCCACGUUAGAAGAUUCGGUCGCCACGGCAGAGUUUUCUGUCUUGGAGGACGGAGUGCCCCCUCAGUCGGACAGGCUGAAGGAAAUGCCGGAAGAGGAGGCGGAGGAGGCGCUGAGUGCAGUCGUGAGGAGGCUGGGGCUCACCAACGGCGAAGCUGGACACGGCGGGUGCGACUGCGUAGUGCGCCUGCACAGUGGCAAGUGCGUCAUCCACCACAGCAGUCUGCGUAACGGAACAGACGCGUUGCACCACCGCCCCGAGAGCGAAGUCGACCGCCUCAAAGGCUCGGACCACCAAGAGGACAGUAACGGAGCGGCACUGAACGGAGAUUCGGAGACUGAAUACGAGAGGACAUUUGUGUCCGUCGACUUGCAGAUGAACUGUCAGUUGGACGCUGAAGCCGAAGCGCCGGUGGAAGAGGGAGGAGUUACGGAUGACGACGGCCCGCGUGAGCGGAUUAUUAGCGAGGAGAAGUCGGCAGAGAACCUGCGUGCACUGUGCGAAGAGGUCUCUGGGGAACGCGAGGAGAGGCACGAAGAGGCGACGAACGGUGUGUGCGUGGAAGCGGACGCCUCGCAGCAGGUGGAGUGCCUCAUCGUGGUGAGCCCCGAACCGGAGGACGAAGCGGAGGCGCAACAGGAGAAGGAGCGGCCUCCCGCCAACGGCAGCGGCAGCGGCAGCGCCUCCAACGACGAGGACGACGACUCUCGGCCGCAGCGCGUCCGCCGCUGCUCGUCCCUCAAGAGCGGCAAGACGCCCCCCGGCACGCCGGGCCGCAAGAAGAUCGUGCGCUUCGCCGACGUCCUCGGCCUCGACCUGGCCGACGUGCGCACCUUCCUCGACGAGAUCCCCAAGAUCCCCAGCUCGGCCUACGACGACCUGCGCGACGUCGACCUGGCCACCUCGGCGUCCAGCUUCCCGCCGGCGCCGACGACGGCCAUACUGGGCGAUUCCCAGCAGCAGUCGUUCGCGUUCCCCACCGCCCGCACGCUGGUGCCUCUGUUCCAGCAGCCUUGGACGCAGCCGGACUUCUUGGACCGUGUGCGCGACAGACAGGUGUGCCUGGAGAGCGCCACACUGCAGGACCCGGCGCUGCUGUCGCUGAGCGGCGUGGUGCGCGUGCGCAACCUGGACUUCCACAAGUCGGUGCACGUGCGCUACACGAUGGACGGCUGGCGCACGUGGGCGGACGCGCAGGCGCGCUACGUGGACGGCUCGUGCGACGGCUUCUCGGACCGCUUCUCGUUCGUGGUGUACGCGGACGCGCUGCCCGCCGGCGGCCGCCUCGAGCUGGCCGUGCGCUUCCAGUGCCGCGGCGCGCAGUUCUGGGACAGCAACGGCGGCGCCAACUACGCCUUCCAGUGCGUCGCCUCCGCCGCCGCCCCCGCGGUAGAGCCGCUCAGCCCCGUCGACGACCGCUGGCCGUCCUUCUACUAGCGGCCCCCGGGGGCGCCACAGCGACGUCGCGGUGCCGGCCGCUACUGGCGAGACACCUAGCGGCGCGGCUCGCAACCCGCCCGCAAGCCUAGGCUACGGCUACUUCGCAGCCUACAAAUUCGUACAUAACCACCAUUCUGUACCCUCACCUCCUGCAGUCACAUUUUAAGCCGAAUGUAAAAUAUUAUUUAGUUACUGUCAGCGUAACAAAAGUGAGAGUGGGACGCGUGCUAUGGCAACUGACAAAUUGAAUAAUCAUUCGGGAAGCGGUCAGCCAGAAGGUUCCUCGUGGUGUAACUCCACUAGAAACUCGAUAAGUUUGAGGGCCUAAACAUCAACAUCAGCUGUUACCUAGUUAAUGCAAACGCUGCGUAAAAACGAAUAGUUGAACAUCGCGAAUGUGCAAAAACUAUAUCGAGAAUUCUAAUUAGACAUGCUUAUUCAGCUCCGUACAAUUCUCAUAGGAAUAGUAUCUCACCAGAAACAUAAGUUACUGUGUUAUAUGCGAAAGACCGAGAAAGAUUCAGAGUGGCUGGUACAUACGUGACAAGUAUCCCAUAUUCUAAAAGUUAAUUAAUAGAAAGAUAUUUUUGCACAAAAGCGCCUGUCAGGCUUCUAUAUCAUUUUCGAAGAUAGUAUGUUUUAUGGCGAUCGGAAGAUCUAAAGCACAUGAUACUAUGGUUGUAUGGCUGUGUGGGGAGAAGACGGAGAGAGGGAGUUGUAGAGGGGUUGGGGGACGACGGGGGAGGGAGGGAGGGGGAGAGAGAGAGAGAGAGAGAGAGAGAGAGAGAGAGAGAGAGAGAGAGAGAGAGAGAGAGAGAGCGAGAGCGAGAGCGAGCGAUAUUUUCAUUCACUCGUAGAUGUGCCAGGAUCGAGUUCGUAUUUGAUUUCAUCGUCGGUGUGUCGUCGUGAAAUGAAGACAUAUGAUGAAAGGUUUUAUAUAUAUUCUUUGUACUCGGAUUAGCAUGUGCUGCCGAAUACUGUUGUUGUGAAUUCAUUUGCUAAUAAACUCAGAGUUGAGAAACAAAACGUGAAGGAUAUUUCGAUGUGGAAAACAAAACUGAGCAAAAAGAUAUAUAAUCGGACGUCUUGCACCUUAAAGGUUAUUGACACAUAGUUAUUUCAAAUGAACGUUUAUCGUGCAGAUGGUUGACAUUUUGCGAGUGAUGGUCCUCAGUUUAUUGUUUGGGGAGUCCUGUGGGAGAUAUGGAGAAGAAGUAGUACAAAAUCUCCGAGUGUCAUUGUAAAGUCUAAGGCAGUAUACACACGAACAGCUGAAACUUAACGCAAGAUGGGGAUUUUAACUGAUACUGGUUCAUAGAAUUGGUUGCUGCCAACGCGGUUUCUUGUUUUGAACUAAAAUAGGUCCACAGGUUGUAUCUAUGGGUUGGUAACUUAUAUAGCUGGUCAGGACUUCCCCAUAUGCUCUUCACAACGGAAGAAAUGAAUUUCAGUGUCACUGUAUAUAUGUAGAAGAUAUCGCGAUCUGGGACUGCCGUCAUACUAACAGUGCGUCAGUACUCGAAGACUGAAUUAUACACUAGUUUACAUUAUAGAUAUUGAUUGGUAUAAAUACUUUUACGUUGGUCUGAUUUAUAGCUUUAAUUUAUCUUAAACUGGUAAAGUUACAGUUACGUAGUUCUGUUCAGAAAUGCGCGCACUUUCAAAGAAGAGGAACUGAAGGGAGAGUAGUGAAUAGAAAUUAACGAAAUCUUAGCCCCAUUCAUGCACUAAUACACGUCCAUAUUGACACUGAAACGAUAACCUCGUAACACCUUCAUAAUAACGUUGGGCCAACAGUGACACCUUCUUGAAGACGUGAUCACAGACAAUACUUACCAUAUCACAAACAUGACUAUACUACAUUGUUGCAGAUUGUUAAUAUUUAACCAUUCAAAGAAUCAAUUGCAUGAUUAGAGCAGUAAAUAAAAUUUCCUUGCAGUACAGUAGAGAGAAUUAUUUAAAAUAUGUUUUUUAUAAAUUAUUUCGAAAUAUUUUUGUACUUCAUUAUACUGACUAUUGGUCUGAUGGAGAGACAUGUUUUACCCAUUGUGUAUAUCAGUUGACAAAACUGCAAUAUAUGACUGGUGGUACUUCUUGACUGUUAAUAAUUUUCAACAAGGAAAUAAAACUGCAAAAAUAUGUACAUAUAGACAAUUAAAUAGCAGUUGCAAGUAAGAUGUCUAGCAUUUUAGCAUAAACCUCGGCCGCAGUGCAGUAAUAAUGAAUCUGCCUUACUUUUUGAAAUUGAUUUCUCAGGUGUAGGAAAUAAGAGUUCCUUCAGAUGGGCUAAUAUUCAACUGUUUCUAACAGACAGUAGUUCUCCCAUUUUAUUUAGUUAUCUCUUCAUAUUUUUUUAUGCAAUGGCCAAAGCUCUUAUUUUUAUAGGAUUCUCAGAUUUCCUUGAAAUUUUAAUUUUUUACGUCUGUUAUGGAAAGAGCGAGUACUAAUGAAUAUUUUCAGUGGUAAAGAUUAACAGUUUUUGAAGUAUUCUGUACUUUAUAGUUGAGGGGUGGUUACAGUAAUUAUACUGCGGGUAAUUAAUUGAAACACCAAAGCGUAGAGUUUAUUAAAUUGUUGUUCUCAGAUGUUUAUAACGCACUAAUAAAUGAAUAUAAUGCAAUUGAAAUGUGUAUUAGAUACAUGUGUAAAAGUUUACACAGUCAGUCAGUUUGAAUAAAAUUCUUCUGGGAUUGUGGUCACGUUGUUGUGAUUUUGGGAGAAGGAACUUUAUAUUAACUGAAAAUAGAAUUUAAACGCUGCCUAAGAAUACACUGAAAGACAGCACCAACAUUCAACGUAAUCAAACAGGUGGGUAGCAUUUAAUAAAGAACUAACAGAUUGUAAGUUAAGAGCAUCUUCUAUCACCUUCUCAGAAACUUUUAAAAUUCCAUUGUCAAUUCAUGGUUUUUAUCGGUGUAUUUCACAACAUGGUGCCCUCAGAAACCCGGGGACUUUUAUUGGAACUAUGUGUUCAAUAUUUUUGUGAUUGAAGAUAUAUAAAUUAGAAUUUAGACAUAUGAUGGUUAAGAAAGGUCAUGUGCUCUACUUUCUGCAUCUUGAUGUGACAAAUAGUUCUAUAUGAAAAACAUAAUAAAUUUCAAAAUGUGUUCCUAUUUAUUAAAACGUUAUUUUACUAGGGGUUUAUCGAUCAAUAAGAAAUGUUAUUCUAAAUGUUAUCACGUAAAUUAUAUAUUGCUGCGAAGCAAACAGAUGUUGCAACAGUUGCUGAAGGCAUGUUACAGAGCCAGCCAUCGUAUAGUUGGAUUAGUAGAUUUUGAAAGAAAUGUUACAUCUGAGAACAGCCUUUCCAAGUGACACAAUGUGUUAUCUGGUUACGUCAAUAUAGAUAAAAAUUGUCUUGGUAAGCUUUUGUGCAAGUUGUGUUUGUGUGUGCCUGUGCGUGUCUGGUUACAGCAUAGCUAUUAUUAAUUGAAAAAAACUAUAAAAGUAGGAGGCUUUAUCUCAUGAUCUUUCACUCCGUUUUAAGGAAUUUAAGAUUCUUCAGUAAGCAAUAUCUAGUUACUAAAAUCAUUUAUGUAACUUCUGUGUACUGACUUGGAAACCAUAAGGCUUCCAUUAUCAUUAAAAAAUAAGAAAAUUGUACCUGAGCCAUACAGAAAUAUGUGCUGUUAAGUAUCUGGAAAUAAAGUCUAUUCUUAAAUU
Schistocerca gregaria is the source of this 5926-nucleotide messenger RNA. RefSeq names its product glycogen-binding subunit 76A (gene Gbs-76A). Gene Ontology annotation, molecular function: protein phosphatase 1 binding; glycogen binding. The coding region runs from base 80 to 2260 and encodes 726 amino acids. Lineage: Eukaryota; Metazoa; Arthropoda; Insecta; Orthoptera; Acrididae. Gene Ontology annotation, cellular component: protein phosphatase type 1 complex. The record is from RefSeq and is a predicted model, not a curated record. The transcript has 5 exons. Gene Ontology annotation, biological process: regulation of glycogen biosynthetic process.